Venturia canescens is the source of this 844-nucleotide messenger RNA. RefSeq lists its product as uncharacterized. Gene Ontology annotation, biological process: tRNA splicing, via endonucleolytic cleavage and ligation. Bases 302 to 790 code for a protein of 162 amino acids. Gene Ontology annotation, molecular function: nucleic acid binding. The record is from RefSeq and is a predicted model, not a curated record. The transcript has 4 exons. Lineage: Eukaryota; Metazoa; Arthropoda; Insecta; Hymenoptera; Ichneumonidae.
GAUUUCAGAAAAGUCGGUUAUGCAUGGAACAGCUUGAAGAAAAAAAUACAUAAACUAUAUUUUGUGCCCGCAACAAAUCAAUCGUUCAUUCGUACCGACCGGGCACAAACACGCUCGCGACGUUAUUGCUACUCUAGUACAUACAAUCAACGUUAAUAACGGUUGGAAAGACAGUCUCUGCCGACGGUUAAGGACUAAUUUCACUAGUCUCUUGCAACGUCGCCGCAAGAAUGUCAAGCUGUCUUCCGCGACGCACAAAAACGUAAACAAAUGUUGGAUGAUCGCGAAAGGCUAAUAAACAAUGAACGAUAUUUUUCAUCCUAGCUAUUACAAAAUUAGCGAACUCGGUUGUAAAGACGAUGGCAAAAUCACCACAGCAUUCCACGUGUAUAUUGAACUUUGCGAAGAACGAAAAUUUUGGGACAUUCAUUACAAGUACCACGAAGAUCUCGACUUGAUUUAUCUCGAGGCACGAAUUCGUGAAAAUUCGGAAAUCGAAAUUUAUAUACCUUGGGCAGCGAACAAUAACAUUACACUUCGAAAUAUCGAAAAUAUCCAGGAACAAUUGCAAUGCACCAGUUUCACGCUUGUUCUGAAGUCUAGUGACAGCAGCAGCAUAUUUUAUAAGGUAACCGAAGGUUUAGCCAAGCCACCGACGCCACAGAUGACAAAGGAUUUGAAAUCAAGGAACGAGAAAAAAGCAGAAUUGGAAAGAGCGAUACGCAACAAUGCUAGAAAUUUGCAUGAGCUAGCAAAAUCGCAGCUAAUUGAUGGUGAAGGAGAUAAUUGAAGGAUGGAUCAUUUUGUACAUAGGAAAAAAUAAAUUCGAUAAUUCAUUUGAAAA